GCCCACCGGCGGCCGUGGCGGGCCGGGGAGCCAUGGAGCCGCGGGCGCUGGUCACGGCGCUCAGCCUCGGCCUCAGCCUCUGCUCCCUGGGGCUGCUGGUCACGGCCAUCUUCACCGAUCACUGGUACGAGACCGACCCCCGGCGCCACAAGGAGAGCUGCGAGCGCAGCCGCGCGGGCGCCGAGCCCCCCGACCAGAAGAACCGCCUGAUGCCGCUGUCGCACCUGCCGCUGCGGGACUCGCCUCCCCUGGGGCGCCGGCUGCUCCCCGGCGGCCCCGGGCGCGCCGACCCCGAGUCCUGGCGCUCGCUCCUGGGGCUCGGCGGGCUGGACGCCGAGUGUGGCCGGCCGCUGUUCGCCACCUACUCGGGCCUCUGGAGGAAGUGCUACUUCCUGGGCAUCGACCGGGACAUCGACACCCUCAUCCUGAAAGGUAUUGCGCAGCGAUGUACAGCUAUCAAGUACCAUUUCUCUCAGCCGAUCCGCUUAAGAAACAUUCCUUUCAACUUAACCAAGACAAUCCAGCAAGAUGAGUGGCACCUGCUUCAUCUAAGAAGAAUAACCGCCGGCUUCCUGGGCAUGGCCGUGGCUGUCCUGCUGUGUGGCUGCAUCGUGGCCACUGUCAGCUUCUUCUGGGAGGAAAGCCUGACCCAGCACGUGGCUGGACUCCUCUUCCUCAUGACAGGGAUUUUCUGCACCAUCUCCCUCUGCACGUAUGCUGCCAGCAUCUCCUACGAUCUGAACCGGGUCCCGAAGCUCAUUUACAGCCUGCCUCACGACGUGGAACACGGCUACAGCUGGUCCGUCUUCUGUGCCUGGUGCAGUUUAGGUUUUACCGUGGCAGCUGGAGGGCUCUGCAUUGCCUAUCCGUUCAUCAGCCGGACCAAGCUAGCACAACUAAAGUCUGGCAGGGACUCCACGGUAUGACUGUCUGUGCCGAAGAGGGCUCGGCUACCGAGCGGGUCUGAGUCCCGUUAGGAGUGGAACUGAGUUCACGUCAGGGUACUAAGCACAAAGAGGUCUUUUACAUUCCAACCUGUUGCCUGCAGCCCUUUCCAGAUGACUGAUAGAAAACUGUGCAGGACCUCCCGACCUUUCUAAGGACAAAACAACUGUGGGUUCAAGUGCUUUAAUGACUAUUUACGCUUUGACUGUGCGAAAUGAGGACCCGUGCAACCAGACGUUUGUAGGCUUCAGAAAUGAGGAACAGAAAUGGGAGAAUUUGUACGGUUUCCGUUCACUUCAGAAAGUUUGUAUAUAAUGAUUACCGGAGAGUCGUUUCUAUUUGCAAAAGGAUUCAUAACAAAACGAGUAUAAUUUUCUUGUCGCUGUUCCAGGCUUGUUCGGUUUUAAUGCAGUAUCUUCAGAACAUGUCCUCCUGGCGUCGUCUCGUGUCAGCACCUGACAUUUGUGCAUUUUCUGUGGAUGUUUCUCGUCACAAGAGGACUCUUCUUCUCUUGCCUUAUUAUUGCUUUUAACGAAUUGGCGUUCGCUCCCUGUCCUUGUACUGGAUUCAAACGCAGAGGAAUAACAGACCAACCGUGUAAGAGCUGAUCCGUAUCACUAUGCAGCACCGUUUGAAGCCUUCUCUGAUGUUUGCUUGUGUCUCUUUAUGUUAACUGGGUUUCUGCAUUAAAUGACUGCCCCGCCCC
This is a messenger RNA of Psammomys obesus (fat sand rat), 1651 nucleotides long. RefSeq names its product transmembrane protein 178A (gene Tmem178a). Gene Ontology annotation, cellular component: endoplasmic reticulum membrane. The transcript is spliced from 4 exons. NCBI's taxonomy places the organism in Eukaryota, Metazoa, Chordata, Mammalia, Rodentia, Muridae. The record is from RefSeq and is a predicted model, not a curated record. Gene Ontology annotation, biological process: negative regulation of osteoclast differentiation; regulation of cytosolic calcium ion concentration. The coding region runs from base 33 to 926 and encodes 297 amino acids.